Messenger RNA from Dichotomopilus funicola, 1023 nucleotides. RefSeq names its product Isochorismatase-like protein. The record is from RefSeq and is a predicted model, not a curated record. The transcript has a single exon. Lineage: Eukaryota; Fungi; Ascomycota; Sordariomycetes; Sordariales; Chaetomiaceae. The coding region runs from base 1 to 1023 and encodes 340 amino acids.
AUGUCGACAGGAGACCAACCAGACUGGCGAACCAAGCCCCGCAAGGACCAGUCGCCCACCGUGAUCGGUGACUCCAAGAAAUUCUGGAAAUGGUCCAAGGAGGAAGGGUUUGACCUCACGCACCCCCCCACGCCCAAUUCCGACCCCGUACAGCCCCGUUUGAAGCUGCAAUGCGCCAUGACACCGAUUGUCAUUGAUCCGGCAAAAACCGCGCUGCUAAUCAUCGACCUCCAAAACUACGAUCUCCACGAAGCUUCGGGCAACAACAACCCCGAGUUCUACCGCGCCGAAGACAUCAUUCUGCAAUACGCCAUCCCUGCAGCACGCGAGACCGGCAUCCAGAUCAUCUGGGUGACCACCGGCUACUCGGACCAAGACCUGAAGCAGAUGGAUCCCGGCGUCUUCAAGACGUUCAAUUUCAUGCCGGUUGAGACGUCUCCGGACUGGCAGAAGCUGCCGCUGGGCCAAGGGUGGAGCAAUAAGGGCAUGUUCCGGAACCAAAAGGGUGUUGGCGACGAGAUCGGGGAGGUCAAAGACAAGAACGGCAAGGUCAUUGACGGCGGCAGGAUCCUUGUCAAGGGAUCAUGGAACAGCUGGCUCCACGAUCCGCUGUCAGAUGCUUACUACGAAGGCAAGCGCGCCGACGUGGUGCCGCCCGACGUGCACUUCCACAGGAAUAGAAGCUCGGGAAUGUGCGACAGGAUGAAGGAUGUGACCAGAGUUUUGAAGCAGAACAACCUCCAAACUUUUCUCUUCACGGGCAUCAGCAUCGACCAAUGCGUCAUGGGCACGCUGCAGGAUGCCUACCUGAAGGGAUUCGACACCAUCCUGCUCAAGGAUGGUUGUGCUACCGACAGCCCGUCGUACGCACAGUGGAGUGUUGAGCACAGCUGUCUUAUUAGCUGGGGGUUCCUGUCGAGCUGCAAGGACUUUGCCGUGACAGCUGGUCCCAAGGUGGACAAGAUGGAGGAUGUUGAGGAGGCCGAGUUUCCAGAGCCGUUUCGGAGUUGCCGUUGUUCGUAG